AUGGUUGAAUGCAGUAUUUGCUACUGUAAUUAUAAAGAAGAAGAAUGCUACACACUUCCAAAUUGUCUUCAUCAAUUUUGUAAAGGUUGCUUAUCCGAAUAACUGAAAACAAAAAUAUUAUCUCAAUAAAUAGAAUUAUCUGAUUUUAAGUGUCCCUAAUGUGGUCGACUAUUUAGUCCUGAAAUUAUUGAACAUUUUGUAUCACCAGAACUUUUUAAAAAAUAUUGUGAUUUUGCAUUGCAAUAUAAUUCAAUUAUGGGAUUAGAGGAUAAUGAAUUACUCACAAAUUGUUUAAAUGAAAAAUGUACUGAAAAGUUUGUAAUAUGGAAAGAUGCAGAAUAUGUGUAAUGUCCUUCAUGUAAAAUGAAAUUUUGUAGAAAAUGUUAACUUGAAUAUCAUGCAGAUAAGGGAAUUUCAUGCGAAUAAUAAAAAGAACUACAUAAAGAUUAGUUUUAUAUUGAUAUGAAGAAAAAUUUACAGGUAUGUAAAUGUCCAAAGUGCAAUAACAUGUGUGAAAAGAUUUCUGGAUGUAAUUUUAUGUAUUGCAGAUGCAAGACAAACUUUUGUUUUCUUUGUGAUGUCGAGCUAACAGAAGCAUAUCAUUUCACACAUUGGUAAAAUGAUGACCCAUUUAAAAGUCCCUGCAGAGUUUGGUAUAAUGGAACCUGGGUGGAUCCUAGUAAAGUUCCAAAGGUUGAGCCUGUGAAAUAAGAAAUCAAAGUUGUUUAAGUGAUUCCUGUUGAAGAGAAAGAGAACAAGAUUCCUUGUCCAUGUUGUGGCAAUAAAAAUAAAGAUGUGAGCAAACUUGUAUUUUUUGAUAAAGUUGUCUAAUGUCAAAGUGUCAAAUGUUAAAAUUAAGCAUACUGCAUUUCCUGUUAAAAACAAGUUCAGGUAAAUGAUAUAAUCAGUCACUUUAAUCAAUAGACAUUAUUAUGUAAAUUCAAAUGA
Molecule: messenger RNA, 948 nt
Organism: Paramecium tetraurelia
Lineage: Eukaryota; Ciliophora; Oligohymenophorea; Peniculida; Parameciidae
Exons: 3
Biological process (GO): ubiquitin-dependent protein catabolic process; protein polyubiquitination; positive regulation of proteasomal ubiquitin-dependent protein catabolic process
Cellular component (GO): ubiquitin ligase complex; cytoplasm
Molecular function (GO): ubiquitin conjugating enzyme binding; zinc ion binding; ubiquitin protein ligase activity
Source: RefSeq, a predicted model, not a curated record